GGAGCCGCGGAGCCGCCAGGUGGGGACAUUGCAUAAGUCACUGGUUCGCGCUGAGGUGGCCGCACUGAGCCCGCAGUGCCGCGAGGCGAGCGGCCUGAGUGCCGACAGUCUGGCGCAAGCCGAGCCGCUGGACAAAGUGCUGCAGCAGGUGAGCGCCGGGGCCGGGGUGACUGAAGGCACAGCCGGGCCACAGGAACAUUUCUCUGCGGAAGAGGCGGCAGGAGGCGAGGCCUGGCGCGCCACAACCAACUGGCCCAGGCGGUAGGACGGGUUCCUGUUGUUUGAAACUUUCAGCGACUCCCUCGUGUGCGGGCCAUUCCUGGGGGGCGUCUUUUCAGACUUCUCAUUGAUCCACUCCUACUGAGGGGGUGGAGAUGGAGGCUGAGAGACCCCUCCCAGAGUACCCGGCAUGCCGGGGAACUACGCUGAGACGCCUCUGGGAACCUGCCUGGCCAGGUGUCCCUGAACAGCAGCAGGAAGAAGAAAGGGACAAGGGGCCCAGACUUGGCCAUAGGUCACUGUCCCUGCCGCUUGCGUCCUCGACCCACCCACCCGCCUGGGAGACGCUGGAGCGGGAGUGUAGGGCGGUGUCUGCCCCAGAGGCAGACGCCGCCAGGUGUAAGCUGCUCGUCCAGGCCUGUCCCGGCCGGCUGGCCAGGCGUGGGCGCUGUCCGGACCCCGCCUGGAGGCUACCUGCCUUCUGAGUGCAAAGGCCUGGGGUGCCUCCCUGCUCUGGUUGGAGUGGGAGGCGGUUCCCAUUGCUAUCUUCUUAUCUUCCCUAUGGCGUUCACCCUGUGCCUGACUCUUGAGUAGAAUGAGUGAAAGUGCCAAAGCCUUUAAUCUUCCAACAAUUCUGGUGGUUCCUGAUGAGGAAACAGAGACAUAAAGAUGUUGAAUCUGAAUCUGUUCCAGAAGCACUCCCAAACUAGGCCCCACUUGGAGAGUGUGCUGGGCUGCCUUGCUCUGCCAGGCUCAGAUUGUAAAGCUGGGGUUGGGGGAGGUUUUUGGGCCUGUGGUUAGUGCUUAUACCUGUUCUCCAGCAGGGACAGAGGAUGGGGGAGGGGCCGGGCAGCUUCCCAUUCUAAGAGCAAAUAGGUCAGUGCCAGCCAGUCGAUAUGGUCUGGGUCAAAGCUCAUGCUGCCCCUGGCGUCCAGGUGUGGAGCUCUGUCCUUGGAGUUUCUCUGCUCCUCGGUUGGUCAGACCUAGGGGCGGGGUUGCCAUUGACCAUGAGCAGGCUGGGCCUCAGGCAGGACUGGGCCUCCCCCACCUGUAUGAGUUAGUGCCUGGUCAGGGACAGGUUUAACCUGCUUUGCCCCACCCCUUCCCACCUGCUUGUCCCACUACACCAGGUGUUUGCUCUGGCCCCACUCCAGACUCCUGGAGUGUGUGUGAUGGGGGCUCGGGUGAUAUAGGACUGCCCCCUUUUGGCCUGGAGAAAGAUGACAGUGGACUGGGAGAGAAGGAAGACACUGAGCCAGGCCCAGCAGGUGUGGCCACCUCCUCCUCAGGCAGGAAAGGGCUGAACAUCUAGCUGAACCAGCUUUGCAAGCCUUCCCUCCCACCGCGCUGCCUAGCUGUGAGUCUGUCUGUCUCUUUCCCCACUCCCUAUUCCCAGUUCUCACAGCUGGUGAGCGGGGAUGUGGCUCUGCUGGGCGGGGGCCCCUACACGCUCUGUACUGAUGGGCAGCAGCUGCUUCGACAGGUCCUGCAUCCUGAAGCCUCCAGGAAGAGAGUUCCAUGUGCAGCACCCGAGCGCCCGCCCUGCCAGGGACCUCACCGUGGCUACCAUGGCACAGGACUUGGGACUGGAAACAGAUGCCACAGAGGAUGAUUUUGGGGUCUGGGAAGUGAAGACAAUGGUAGCUGUCAUCCUCUACCUGCUCGAAGGGCCCAGUGGUCAAUUGUUUUCGAAGCCCGAAGUGGUAAAGCAGAAAUAUGAGACAGGGCCUUGUAGCAAGGCUGACAUGGUGGACAGUGAGACUGUGGUUCGGGCCCGAGGGCUGCCCUGGCAGUCAUCAGACCAGGACGUGGCUAGAUUCUUCAAAGGGCUCAACAUCGCCAGGGGCGGUGUAGCACUGUGCCUGAACGCCCAGGGCCGCAGAAAUGGUGAGGCCCUCAUCCGCUUUGUGGACAGCGAGCAGAGGGACCUAGCACUGCAGAGACACAAGCACCACAUGGGUGUCCGCUAUAUCGAGGUGUAUAAAGCAACAGGAGAGGAGUUUGUAAAGAUCGCAGGGGGCACAUCACUAGAGGUGGCUCGUUUCCUGUCACGGGAAGACCAAGUGAUCCUGCGGCUGCGGGGACUGCCCUUCUCGGCUGGGCCGGCAGAUGUGCUAGGCUUCCUGGGGCCAGAGUGUCCAGUGACUGGGGGUGCUGAUGGGCUGCUCUUUGUACGCCACCCUGACGGCCGGCCCACUGGCGAUGCCUUUGCCCUCUUUGCCUGUGAGGAGCUGGCACAGGCUGCACUACGCAGGCAUAAGGGCAUGCUGGGUAAGCGAUACAUUGAACUCUUUCGGAGCACUGCAGCCGAGGUGCAGCAGGUCCUGAACCGCUAUGCAUCCAGCCCACUCCUUCCCACACUGACUGCUCCACUGCUGCCCAUCCCCUUCCCACUGGCCCCUGGAACUGGGAGAGAUUGUGUACGCCUCCGAGGCCUGCCCUACACAGCCACCAUCGAAGACAUCCUGAGCUUUCUGGGGGAGGCAGCAGCUGACAUUCGGCCCCAUGGUGUGCACAUGGUGCUCAACCAGCAGGGCCGGCCAUCGGGUGAUGCCUUCAUCCAGAUGACAUCAGCAGAGCGGGCCCUAGCUGCUGCUCAGCGUUGCCAUAAGAAAGCAAUGAAGGAACGUUAUGUGGAGGUGGUCCCCUGCUCCACAGAGGAGAUGAGCCGAGUGCUGAUGGGUGGCACCUUGGGCCGCAGUGGCAUGUCCCCUCCACCCUGCAAGCUGCCCUGCCUCUCACCGCCUGUCUACGCCACCUUCCAGGCCACCCCAACACUCAUUCCCACUGAGACGGCAGCUCUGUAUCCCUCUUCAGCACUGCUCCCGGCUGCUAGGGUGCCCGCUGCCCCCACCCCUGUUGCCUACUACCCAGGGCCAGCCACUCAACUCUACAUGAACUACACAGCUUACUACCCCAGCCCCCCAGUCUCUCCCACCACUGUGGGCUACCUCACCACACCCUCUGCUGCCUUGGCCUCUGCUCCCACCUCAGUGUUGUCUCAGCCAGGAGCCCUGGUCCGUAUGCAGGGUGUCCCAUACACAGCUGGUAUGAAGGAUCUGCUCAGCGUCUUCCAGGCCUACCAGCUAGCCCCUGAUGACUACACCAGUCUGAUGCCUGUUGGUGACCCACCUCGCACUGUGCUACAGGCCCCCAAAGAAUGGGUGUGUUUGUAGGUGAGGGAUCCAGGAGGUAAGAGCUGGCUGAUGUCCUCAGCUAAUAGGUCUCUCCUGCAUCCAGAGAACCAGGACCCUCAACCUGGUGGCUUCUUUCUGGCUUGUCAAAAUUCUCAGAAGGCACCAUGAGGAGCUCAAGCCCCAGCUCCAUUCCCCACUUAUUGCCCUACCUGUUUACCGCAAAGAUGAUGGCUGGACCCUGUAUGCAGGGCUUGGGGUGGAAUGGCGCUACCCUGCUCCCAGUGGUCUGAUCUGGGCCUCUUAGGUAGAACCCAGAGAGCCAUUGGUCUGUUCUGGCUAUGGCCCAUGCCCACAGAAUCUGUAGGGCUGAUGUCCACAGCAGGCUUGCUUUCUUUUUAAAAAUGUGAGCUCUGGUGCCUUCAAUGUAUGACUCCAGGGAGCUUCUGAGUAAAGAUCCCAAUGUUCUACCUUCCCCUGUCCUUUCUGGUGGGGGACAGGGAGGCAGAGAGUGCUGGCCCGAGCCCCCAUGGUACUUGGAUCUCGGUGGCCACAUUGUGCCAGAGAUGACCCCACCUGAGGAUGCUAGCCCUCCAGCUUGGCACAAGGAGUUAUCAGAUGGCAAAAUCACAGGCUGUUUUGAUGGACUGUACUGCAGUAUCCCCAGAGGACACUAGGGGGCAGGAGGCCCUCACGAAAAACUCAGGCUUGACUUACAGGGGAUUUUCUGCCUACUUUUCAUGCACACCUUGGGCAGGCCAGUUGUCCUCAACUCAGCAGACACCUUGGAAUGCCCUUUGCACUCAUUAGAGGGUGCAGAACUGAAGCUUCUGAAGGAAUGUGGAACUCUACCCUCUCCUCCGUAAAAUAAACAAAGGUUCCUAACUAAGUGGACUUUUUAAAAGCCAAAGUGCCCUUCACUUUGGCUCAGAGUGAGGGGCUCCACACCAGCCCCAGGCGGAGGAAAACUCAGGCAGAUUUCAAGAAGACUGUUGACCUGUCACCGUUUAUUAUUUCAGCACUGUAACUGAGGAGCCUGAAUUGCUGGCUCUUCUUCCCUUUGUAUUUGUGUAAGGAGCACUGUACUCCUAUAAAAGGUUUUAAAAUACAGACUGUACAA
Molecule: messenger RNA, 4473 nt
Organism: Vicugna pacos (alpaca)
Lineage: Eukaryota; Metazoa; Chordata; Mammalia; Artiodactyla; Camelidae
Source: RefSeq, a predicted model, not a curated record